AUCAAUUUGCAAGAGUGCAAAAGUGUUUGAUAAAUCAAAAUUUCCAAUCCGCUAAAUGCAAGAUAAGGAAUCGUUAAUGUCUUUCUCUACAAGGAACUAAAGAUGUCAUAUUGUAUGAGCAAAAUAUGAAGAGCCAUCACAAUGCUGAUAUCGUGGAGUCGCGGGGCCUUUGCAUGAGCCUACAACAGGAUGAAAGGAUCCGGAUAAAGAGAGAGAGGGGGUACAAGGGCAUACAACGAGCUCCCCUUCCCACCCAGCAGUGGUUAGGCAUUUUAGAACAUAAAUAAUUGCCCGUUUCACCGAUCGGGACGAUUUUUUACCCCAAGCAUCCGCUCCAGCGCACAAAAACGGGCUGCGGCGAGAUAUUUUGCGGAACAGAUCCGUUUUGUGCCCUUGAGGGUAGUUUGUCUCAAGAAUUUUAUAUCAAAUCUCGCACAAGUUCCAACGAAAAGCAAAUACGACCUAAGCAACCUCGUUUUCUGCAUCAAAUAAAAUCUGGUUAAUUACUAAAGAAGAAGAAUGCUCUCAUACCGGAAAAGAUUGUAUUUCUGAAGAGAUAGUGUCAUCCGACUAUGAUAGCCGAAUCGGGUUGAGUGCUCACCUGUUUGCCUUUAAUGAAUGCUAACUGAGGCAGUUUGAGUUUUUACGGAGUUGCAAGUUGGAUUAACCAAUGAGACAACGUGACAAGACGCACACAAAUAAUAACAUCUGGCCUCAAAAGCUGAAUUCAUAAACCCUUGUCUACUCGUCAAAGAUAUACAAAUCAUCUCGUGUGACGGUAGAUACGCCAUCGACUACCAUGCCCUUUUUAAUGCACGGCCGAGGAUUUCCUGGCGCCUAACCGGAUAAAAAAUGUUUUGCCAGAAGAAGCGAAUAGAAAUCAUGCCUCAAGUAGUGGAUACAACGCAAAAGAGAAUCACGCUAAAUGUUGGUGGUCAAAAGCAUGAGACAUACUUGAGUACCAUAAGAAAUUAUCCGGAUACAAGGCUUUACUGGGUGGUCGAAAACGUGACGAAGGCAAUAGACUACCACUCGGAAAAAAUCGAGCUCUUUUUCGACAGGCACCCGAAGAUAUUUGACCAAGUUUUGAACUACUACCGGACGGGAAAACUCCACUGUCCAAAUGAUGUAUGCGGACCGUUAUUCGAAGAGGAGUUGGCUUACUGGGGAAUUGAUGAGAAAGAAAUGGAACCAUGUUGUUGGACCACUUACACGCAGCACCGCGAAGCUGAACACAACCUGAAGAGCUUUAAUGUUACGGACUUUAGCACCGACAUUGAUAGCGACCGACAAGAAGAAACAGAAACUACGAGCAAAGCCAAGGGACUGCAUCCCUUUUGGGUAAAGUAUCAACCAAGAAUAUGGGCUAUUUUAGAAGAACCGAGAUCUUCGCGAACAGCCAAGGCGUUCUGGAUCUUAUCCGUCCUACUGAUUGUGCUCUCUGUAGCUACUGCGUGCGCCAUCACUCUGCCACAGUUCGCGACAGAGGGUGGAAGUGUGAGCAGCGAGUCGUCCGCGUACGUCGCCUUCACAGUCAUCGAGUACAUCUGCGGGGUAUGGUUCACUAUAGAACUCGGGCUACGCCUUUUGUUCUGUCCAAACAAACGGACAUUUUUCAAGAGUUACUCGUUCUGGGUUGACGUGCUAUCCGUCAUACCUUUCUAUGUUCGUCUGAUAUUCCCGCACGAGCACGACCUUGCGGACGCUCUUCAGGUCAUCCGUCUGCUCAGGUUGUUCAGGUUUUUUCGACUUCUGUACGGGCUCCAGGUGAUAAUGCAUACUUUGAAGGCAAGCUCGUAUGAGUUGUUCCUGCUCCUGUUGAUUCUACUCAUUCCCGUGGUUUUGUUCUCAUCAAUUAUUUAUUACGUGGAGAAAAACAUUGAUGGGAAGACCACAAAGUUUCGCUCCAUCCCAGAGUCGUUUUGGUGGUCACUCAUUACCAUGACAACAGUGGGUUACGGCGACAUGACGCCUCGAACGUGGGAAGGGAAGAUCAUCGGCGGAGCAUGCGCAAUAUUCGGGGUACUCAUGGUGGCUUUGCCUAUAUCUGUCAUCGGUAGCAAUUUUAGUCUUUACUACGCGCACGCGCAGGCGAGACUUAAGCUUCCAAAGAAGAAAACAAAGAUUCAUUUCGAUACCUUGGCGACCGCUAUGCCUAGGCAGGGUCUGCAUCGCAGGCGCGCCGUGCGGCGGAGAAGUCCUGGGAGCUCGAGUGCGUGUGAUCAGGAUGGACUCAGCUUGCGCAGUAGAAACAACAGCACAACAAGGCAAAAUAAUUUGGAUGUGCGGAGCUGGAGUAUGUCUAGUAAUAAAUCUGUCCCGGAGAAAGAGAUGACUGAGAUAAGACCACCCUCUGCUAAAGCAGCGGCAAUCAGGCGCGCUGAGCGGAGAGUCAGCCGUAACGAGCGCUCGCCGCCUAAACUUGGAGAUCUUAUUGAACAUGAAAAUGAAGAUGCAUUUUCUCCUUCGCCUAACAGUAGCCUUUUACAGCCGCGACUUAGUCUUAGCGUGCCGAGACCCAACUGGGAUAAUAGAUAUGAAAAUCAGUCUAUGUGGCUAGCCCCUGAUGAUCGCACCUUACGAUCGCGCUCACACAGUAUGCCAUCUAAUGCGCAAAGACCGCCGCUACUAAACGCGCCACGGAACUCCUACUCGCCCAGCGCUGCGAGCACAUGCGUAAGAUGCUCUCUACCUGUCGAUGACGGCGAUACGAGCAUUACAUCCGGCAUGUCCAAUGAAACGUGUCAGUGCCAGAACAAACAAGGUCGCCAUAGCAACCGCGGCUCGGCAACGUUCACUGUACUCGUCCCUAGUACAGAGGGAAUAAACUACGACAGUAUGAUACAAAUUAGUACGGAGAAUAUCCCCACGUUUACUAAAGAAAUGCCAUGCCUGGGGACGUCUCCCGUGCAGUUAGAGUUCUACUCCGAGAGACCUUUCGGUAUUCAGAGCGAGUACAAGGAUUCGUAUGUAGACUCAUUCCACCAAGAGUGCCCUUUAGUGAGCAGUGACGAAAGCGAGGCAGAGGUGGAGUAUUUCAAGGAGAGGCAAAAUAGUAAACAAUCGGACAGCUCUGUGCCGCUAAUACCCUAUGAUAAUAAUAACAGCAAGGGGACACAAGAUAAGAGAGAGUUCGAAACUACCUUAUGACAAUUGUAGGUAAAGACAAUGAGCGACUGAGUCUACAAAAAUACCUUAGAUACAAAAGCAAGCGCGGGGUGCACGGGGCGCGUACACAUGAAGUGUGGUGCGCCCAUUCCAACAAGUGACAACAAGUGACAGACGAGGCGAUGAGCUACAUAGGAAAUAUGGAAGCAUAGGAAACAAUAAGGCGAGAAGAGAAUAGAACAAGAGGUUUGGUCUUUCCUUGGCUCUUGCUUGUUACUUCUUAUUCCACCUAAAGGUGUGAGGAUAUAAAUUUUGGAUACGAAGAAAGUGAAAUAAUUUAUGGAGUUCAUUCAUUGGGACGCUCUACUGUAGGAAAGUAUGGAGAUAAUAAAAGUUGACAUACCAUACUUAUCUCAAAAUAAGCUCAAUUAAAGAAUAGCUAAGAAAUGUUGAGAAAUGUGAAGUUGCUUUUAUUAUCUAUUGGUUUUAGUGAAAGGCACGUGUUUUAUUUAAAAAGGUCAAGUCAAUUAGUAAAUAUAUCCAUAAAGAUGUGUUUUCAUUAAAAAGGCGCUCAAUUCUCCACUAUAUACCUAAAGUUUUCUAUUGAAACCAAAUAUCCAAAGUUGUAUAUAAAAUUUGUAUAGACCACGAUUCAACGUUGUUGUCUGCUGGUGACUUUUUCGCGCUCUUUUUACAAUAAAACACUCCCACGUGAUGG
This is a messenger RNA of Nematostella vectensis (starlet sea anemone), 3826 nucleotides long. RefSeq names its product potassium voltage-gated channel protein Shaw. The record is from RefSeq and is a predicted model, not a curated record. The transcript has 2 exons. Gene Ontology annotation, cellular component: membrane; voltage-gated potassium channel complex. Gene Ontology annotation, molecular function: protein binding; delayed rectifier potassium channel activity. NCBI's taxonomy places the organism in Eukaryota, Metazoa, Cnidaria, Anthozoa, Actiniaria, Edwardsiidae. Gene Ontology annotation, biological process: protein homooligomerization; potassium ion transmembrane transport. Bases 853 to 3150 code for a protein of 765 amino acids.